This is a messenger RNA of Physella acuta, 3091 nucleotides long. Its product is annotated as kelch-like protein 21. The record is from RefSeq and is a predicted model, not a curated record. Gene Ontology annotation, molecular function: protein binding. Lineage: Eukaryota; Metazoa; Mollusca; Gastropoda; Physidae.
UGGCGCUGUCGGUUACCACUCGACAAUAAUAACUAACAAAGACUUGAGGGUGAUGCCGCUGUCUGUCAAAAGUUAUACUGAAGGUAGGAGAGAGUCAAGCCAACAUGGUGUCACAUAUCGUAAAAGAAACAGAGUAUGGCCAGAGCAUGUUGGUAAAGCUCAAUGAAUUCCGUCAAGAGGCUUUGUUUACUGAUGCAAUUAUUUGUGUGGGUCAAGAGGAAUUUCCAUGCCACAAGAACGUCCUGGCGGUUAGUUCUCCCUACUUCCAGGCCAUGUUUACCAGUGACCUAAAGGAGAGCCGCGAGAACAGAAUCUGCUUCAACGAAGUUUCCCCCUGGACUCUGAAACUCGUCAUUGAUUACGCUUACAGUGGUAAGAUUGAAAUCACAUCCAGCAAUGCUCAGGAAAUGUUGGCAGCCGCCUGCCUGUUCCAGUACCCGGCAAUAGUUGAAGCUUGCGUGGAGUUCUUGAUCCAGCAACUGCAUCCUUCCAACUGCCUGGGUAUUGAGUCUUUUGCUCAACUUCACAGCUGCACUGAUCUGCAAGAUAAAGCCAGGCAGUACGCUUUGGAAAAUUUUCUCUCACUUGUUGAAAAUGAUGAGUUUCUUGAUCUCCCAGUGGAGAGGUUGAUAGAGUACGUGUCUAACGAUCUCAUUGAUGUUAGGAGUGAGGAGGACGUCUUCAACGCAGUCAUCAGGUGGAUAGAAUUUGAUUUGGAACAGAGGGAGCUGCAUCUGUGUAAGCUGUUGGAACAUGUACGCUUGACUGAGAUGAAUCUUAAAGUUGUUGAACACAAUCCUCUAGUGAGUGCCUCUGAGAAAUGUUUAUCUUUAAUACAGGAAGCUGAGUUACUAAAGCAAUCAUUCCAUGAGCCGCAAGCAGGCAAAAGACGAAAGAGCAUGCAGGAUAUCCUGAUUCGCCCUCGACCUUCCACUGUUGCCAAAGAAAUGCUAGUGGUGGUAGGCGGUGGGGGUGAAGACUCUACCGCUGUAAGUGUGGAGAGAUUUGACCCUGAUAAGAAAAAGUGGUCGAAUCUUGAAGAACUGCCGGAGGAAGUGACACACUUCAGCGUGGCAGUGUUAGCCAACUGUAUUUACGUGGCAGGGGGGAUCAGUAAUAAUAAAAUCAUAGCCAAAGUUUGGAAGUUUGAUGUCGUGGAGAGGAGGUGGCAGAAGGUUUCGUCCAUGCUCAAACCUCGGGCAAAGCAUGCCGCUGCCAUACUAAAAGAUAAAAUGUACGUAUUGGGUGGGGUGCGAUACGAGGGCAAAAUGCUAACGGUGGAGACGAUUGAAUGCUAUAACCCAGUGAGCAAUACGUGGUCAGCUGCUGGGAGAACUAUGUUCCCACGUAAGGAGUCGUGUGUGGUUCCGUACAACGAGACAAUUGUAGAGGUUGGGGGCUUAAAAGGGGAGGACGCGGCAGAUAAAGUUUUAGAUAGCUAUCACAUUGUGGAAGAUACUAUCCGACCCAGCGGAGAACAGUUCGUUCUGCCGGAGAACAUUCAGUACGCUAAAAUAGUUGUCAUCAACACAGUCUUCUACAUCAUCUGGGAAGAUUCAAACAAGAUGAUUGCUCUCAAUGCUCAGAAAAGAACAUUCAAGCCCCUGCCGAGUAUGAAGUAUUGCCGAACUUUCAGCGGGGCGACGGUGGUGAACGGUAAAAUCUAUGUGGCUGGGGGGCUGGUCAAUUCUAAGCCCACCAACCUGGUGGAGUGUUUUGACCCCAACACGGAGAAGUGGACCGAGGAGCAGCCCAUGAUGGAGGCUAGAGCUCAUCAUGGUUGCAUCACACUUAGAAUGUGUUAGUGUUCUUGGUGAAUUUCCUUGUGACCUAUGUGAACGUGGAGUAUUAUCUCAGAUAGUAAGCUUGCUAAUCAAACCUGGGAGAUGGCAUACAGUGCUCUGAUACCUUGUCUUUGCUCAUUCACCAAAGAGGAAGUUGAUGUUCAUAUUUAUUGGAAAAUAAUUUGAUAUUUUAAGUUGGGUUUUUUUUCCUUUAUAUUAUUUAACAUAAUGCUAUUGCAAUAUAUUGUAUUUUUUUAUGACACUGUUUCAUAAUUAUAAUUUUUUAAUGUAUUUGAAUAGCCAAGCAAAAUCUCCAAUGCUGUAUGAAAUAAGUUAUUUUAAUUUAAAAUAUUUUGGUGAUACAGCUAGUCAUAAAAACAACUGAUUGUGAUACAAAUAACAUUUUUUUUUGCGUGUGUUUAUCAGAACACAUUUAGUCAAUUUAAAAAUCAUUUUGAGAAUUUCUGUAAUUCCUGAAUUAAAUGUGUUGAUUUUUAAUUACGAGAAAAACAAGUCAGUCAAAUUUUGACCUACACCCGACGAAUUAUAUGAUAUUGUCCAUUUUAGGAUGUUGCAGUUGCUAUGUCUUGUACACCAUGGGAUGCUUACCAUACUGAUAUUUCCAUUCAAGUGCCAAUAUUGGGUCAUCACUUCAUGUCUGGUCAUUUGGUCCUUCUCUUUUCCGCGCCCCCUCCCCACCCCCCCAGAGCGUUGGUUGGUUUUCUUUGGACUGUCUGAACCCCACCGUUGGUAGCGCGAGUUGAGCUGUGUACCCCAAGCCUUUACAACUGCUGUCUCAUUGAUUCUUACUCUGCCUAGUCUACCAUCAAGUUUUGAUGCAAAAAACUGGCUAGUCUACCAAUACUACCAUCCACUUUUGCUAAUUGUUAACUGGCUAGUCUACCAAUAAUAACCAUCCACUUCUGAUGCCUAUUAUCUUCAUAUUAUUUGAACACAUUGGUGUCUGUAGACCACUCUCUCUUGUAGUAUUUCAUUGUAGUGAAUGUCUAUGUAACGUCAUUGUACACAUGCAUUUGUCUAGGCUGGUAUGUUGACUAUCACAUUAGGCUUGUGGCAGCCGUAAUGUGCUUUUUAAUAACACAAUACGUCUUUGUUACUGUUAUGUUCACAACAUACAUGCCUAUGUUAUGGUCAUGUGCACCUACAUUGCUAUGGUAGUGUACACAACAUACAUUGUUCUGUUGAUUCACCAAACGUGUGUCAGUAAUCCAUUUACAUAACAAUCAUUCCCAAGCCAAUAACACAACACAUGUCAGUGUUAUGUUGGUGUAUGUCUUAAUAUUAUG